AUGAACCGCCGGCGUGCAGUUGUUGUCCUGUGGGUGACGCUGCUGGCGCUGGGUGUGAGGGCGGGCGAGCCGUCGACGGAGCAGGACGUUGAAGUGUUGUUGACUACCGCCGCAUCCGUCGACUCAUCCGGGGUGUCCCCGUCUACGUCUGUGCCCUCGCCCCAGCCCUCGCAGUCGCUGCCUGUCGUCGAAGACAGCCGAACGGAAGUGUCAUCGUCGUCGUCGUCGUCCUCCUCAUCGGCUCCGUUAUCGUCACCGGCAUCGGCGGUCGACGUGCCAUCGACGGCGUCGCCUUCGUCUUCGCCGGCGCCGUCCUCGGAAGCGCCACUAAUGGAAGCGUCGAGUACGGUUGUCUCUAGUGCGGCGACGACGACGACGACCGUGCCCGAGGCUGACACGACGGCGACGGAGGCGCCUAAGUUGGUGCACGAGGCGGGUGUGAGCCCCGUGGCGACAGGCACGCCCGAUCAGACCCCUGAGGGUGACGAUAAGAAGGUGGGCGGUGAGCUGGAACCGGAGAGUGAGACGCCGGUGAUAAGCUUCGGCAUUCGCUCGUUCACGGUGGAGGUUGGGACGGGCACGGAGCGUGCGAGCACGGACGUGGAGCUGGUGAAUGCAACGCAGGCGGGCGACAACUUCACCCACGAAGCCGUGGCGUCCACUCCGGUGUUGCCCGCGGCGGUCGAACCGGGGCCCGAGAAGGCAGAUGUACCAACAGCGCUGCAUGGUCAGUCGACCGUGACGAUCAACACGCAGGUGCUGGCCAACGGGGGGGCCGCGCCGCUCGAUCUCGCCGAGGACCCGCCGGAGGAAGCGUUCUCCAACGAGAUCCACGUCGAGCGCAACCUCAAGAACGGCCUGUACCGGAUCAAGAUAGCGGAAAUCACGACCGACGAGUUCGACAACGGGCUGCGCGAGAACGACAACGAGAACAUGCUGAUGACGGACACGCUGGGGGCGGGGCAGCGCCGUCCACCGCUGCACAAGUCGGUCUACCCGAGCAAGAUCAACAUGGACGACUUCUACCCCUCGAAGCUGGAGGACUUCAAGCACGACGAUCAGCAACCGGUGGCCAUGCAGGAGGCGGUGGAGGAGGAUGGGGAGGGGGAGGAGCGCCUGCGGGAGAAGGCCAUCCUGCGGAACGGUGGGGAAGGGGGGACCGAUGAGAAGCUGCUGUUCGAGUCCACCAUCAUGAAGCCGUCGGAUAUGCUGCCUUUGCCGCUGGCGACGACGACGGAGGUGUUGGGCGAGGGCAUGGAGCGACCGUCGAAUGGUGUCGGGACGGUGACGAGUGUCAGUAGUAGUGGUAGCAGCCCGGUAAGUCCACCAGCUAAUGGAACCGGACCGGACGGUGGCGACAUCUCGACUACCAAAAUCGAAAUCGAGCUGAUUGACGACACGUCGGAAACGUCGGCAAGUGACGAGCGGGGUGGAAGCAGCAGCAGCAGCAGCAAGCCCACGAUCGACAACAUCACGGAGAAGCUGGAGGAGAACGACGAGGUGAUCAGCCGGAUCGAGGAAAACUUCAAGGGCUUCCGGACGUUCGAGGGCACCGCGGUUGGGGAAACGGAAGACGAGGUCGAGUACCGGGAUGCGUCGGAGGGCCGGGGAAAGGACGACGAGGUGAUCACGAUCGCCAUCUCCUCCGUGACGUUCUCCUCCUCGCAGCAGGACGUGCAGGACGCGCAAACGCAGCCGCCAAUGGCGUCGAGUUCGCCGAUGGCGGCCCAAACGGAAGAGGUCGGUGUUCCGGUGAGUGGCGGCGACAUCGUGACGAGCGGCUUCGACGGCAAUCUGUUCAUCCCUCGGCGCGUGAAGAAGAACGACCCCUCGACGGUGGCGAAGCUGGCCCAGCUGGCGGCCAAGUCGGACGCCGAGCAGGGCGCGCCGAUCAAGAAGAUUGACUUCGCCGCCACGAAGUUCAACACGGACAACAGCGGACCGGGCGGAAACGGGCACGAUCUGGCCGACGGCAGCAAGAAGGACAAGCCGGAGUUCUCCACCACCAAGUUCUACAACAGCAAGGAGCUGUAUAGUGAGCUGCACCACCAGCAGGCCCCUCCUCCGCCGCCCGCUCCCGUGCCGAAUCGGACGCAGUCGACCGCCAAGUCCCGGGCGGCGGCCGCCGCCAUCCUCUCCGAGAAGGACAUCAUCACGGCGAAAACGAUGUCAAAACCGGCGCAGGCCAUUCUGGCGGCUUCGUCCCGCAAACCGACGCGCCCUCAACCCGCGUCGCCCGCCUCCGGCGAGUUGAAGCAGCACACGCUCAAGACGAACUUCGUGCUGCACGAGGACACCAACGGUUCGCCGUCGGCCGCGGUCGCACUCAAGCCGAGCAAGACGGUCGUCGACGAUCCGCAGCAGCGCAAAAUAAAGUCGCUCGGUUCGGCCGCGUCCGCCAUCAUUGCCGCCACCGCCAAGCUGGCCAAACCGAACCGCCCGUCGACCUCAACGGUUGCCACCGCAACGUCCGCAACGACAACGACGGCACAGUCGGCCGUGUUGCCCUCGGUGGACGGCGGGAGAAGCGGCGCUACCGGUGACCGGACGCUGGACUCCUCGAACGCGCCGCACGAAACCGUCAUCACGAAACCGACCGCGCCCCUGUCGCGUCUGCACGAGAAAAUUAACACGCUCGAUUGCGAAAUCCAAGCCAUCGCACCGGAGUCGAGCGUCUGGCGAGGCAACGAAACGCACGAGCUGCAGCUUCCGGCCAUGACUCCCGAGGAUUGCUCGGCCGGCUCGAGCUGCACCCCGACCACCAUCUCCUGGGAAGGCACGGCCGACAUCCAGUCCGGCGACGUGCUCAUCGUGGAAAUCGACGACCAGCACUUGAUCCCUUCCAACUACAACAAAUCCUCCGAAGGCGCCCAUCACACGACCACCGCCGUUUAUCAGGUUACCCGGCUCGGGCACGAGAACUGCGACAUCACCGAGGGCGUCCUGCUCGACAUCACGCCGCUCGUGGCCGACGGCAAGAAGCUGGUCACCCUUUACGACAAGGAUCUGACGGAGGGAAUUAAUCUACUAAUUGUCGUGUCCGAGCAGUGGGGCCAACAGUGCGUCCGGCUGAAGGUGACCGUAAAGUCGGAUAAUUGUGGCGAAAAUGCUGACUGCUCCGGAAAGGGUGUGUGCUAUUCGAAUAUUUCUAUGGAGGGAUACGAGUGCCAGUGCUGCAGCGGGUUCGCCGGCACGCACUGCGAGGAGAUCGAUGCCUGCAGCCCUUCGCCCUGCACCAACAACGGGAUCUGCGUCGAUCUGUCGCAAGGACACGAGGGCAACGCGUACCAGUGCCUCUGUCCGUACGGCUACACCGGGAAGAACUGUCAAUUCGAGUCCGAUCCGUGCAAUCCAUCGCAGUGCCUGAACGGGGGCACCUGCGUCGGUAACUCGACCCACUUCAGAUGCGAUUGUACUUCCGGCUACACUGGGCCGCUCUGCCAGCACAAUCUGAACGAGUGCGAAUCGUCGCCCUGCGUCCACGGGAUCUGCGUCGAUCAGGAGGACGGCUUCCGGUGCUUCUGCCAGCCAGGAUUCUCCGGUGAACUGUGCAACUUCGAGUACAACGAGUGCGAAUCCAACCCAUGCAUCAACGGCGGCCAGUGCAUCGACAAUAUCGGUGGAUUCUCGUGCAAGUGCACCCGGGGCUACACCGGCAAACGGUGUCACAUUAAGGUCGAUUUCUGCGCCAACGAUCCCUGCCCGGACGGCCAUCGGUGCAUCGACCAUGGCGACGACUUCACCUGCGAGUGUCCCGGCGGCAGGAACGGGCCGGACUGCAAUCAGGUGCCUCGUACGCUGUGCAACGUGAAUCCUUGCGCCAACGGCGGCACCUGCUGGACAACGGAGGAGUCCUUCUAUUGCGCCUGCCGACCAGGAUUUACCGGCAAAAUGUGCGAAGAAAACUUCGUCAUCGAUACGAUGGUGAGCUCGAGCGAGAUGCUCUCGGACACGUUGGCCAACCAGAAUGGUCUCCGGGCCAUCAGCGGCAGCACGAUGUACGGCGAGGACGGCGGUGUGGCGGGUGGACACGCCGGCAAGCACAACAGCGCGCUGGAGCUACACAAUGCGUACAUCGCGGCCGGCACGCUGGCCACCGCCAUUUUGAUUGUAGCCAUUGUGGUAACCGCAUGUCACUGCAAGGUGCACCAGAGCUAUCGCCACUUCGCCACCAAGCACCGCCAGCUCAUACCGGUGUUCGGGCGGCGGACCAAGCCGGCCAGCGCCAACCGGCACUGGCUGAGCGGCAAGGGCCACCAGCAGCAGCAGCACCAGCACCAGCAGAGCCACUCCAACCCGAACUACAACUACGCGCACCAGCUGCCCAACUCGUACGCCGGCCUGCAACCGGAGCGGAUAAUCAACAAGCCGCUGCCGAUGAACCUGGAGAACGACAUGUACUACACGGUGGACUUUGGCGACUCGCAGAACGCCCCCUUGAUACAGUAA
Anopheles coustani is the source of this 4449-nucleotide messenger RNA. RefSeq lists its product as uncharacterized. The transcript has 12 exons. Gene Ontology annotation, biological process: establishment or maintenance of epithelial cell apical/basal polarity; heterophilic cell-cell adhesion. The record is from RefSeq and is a predicted model, not a curated record. Lineage: Eukaryota; Metazoa; Arthropoda; Insecta; Diptera; Culicidae. Gene Ontology annotation, molecular function: calcium ion binding. Gene Ontology annotation, cellular component: protein-containing complex; plasma membrane. Bases 1 to 4449 code for a protein of 1482 amino acids.